Messenger RNA from Molossus molossus (Pallas's mastiff bat), 769 nucleotides. It is a transcript of the gene SELENOM, whose product is annotated as selenoprotein M. Gene Ontology annotation, molecular function: oxidoreductase activity. Gene Ontology annotation, cellular component: endoplasmic reticulum lumen. The transcript is spliced from 5 exons. The record is from RefSeq and is a predicted model, not a curated record. Lineage: Eukaryota; Metazoa; Chordata; Mammalia; Chiroptera; Molossidae.
CAGACGUGGCGCGGCGGCCGGGUGUUUUCACCUCUAGUUUGCGGAUUUUCUUCGUACUGGUUCUGAUGAGCCUCCUAUUGCCUCCGCCGCCCCUGCUGCUGCUACUCGCGGCACUCGCGGCCGCCGCCACCUUCCGGCCCGACUGGAACCGUCUGCACGGCCUGGCCCGAGCCCGGGUAGAGACCUGUGGGGGAUGACAGCUGAAUCGACUAAAGGAGGUGAAGGCCUUUGUCACCCAGGACAUCCCAUUCUACCACAACCUGGUAAUGAAACACCUCCCUGGAGCCGACCCAGAGCUCGUGCUGCUAGGCCACCGCUAUGAGGAGCUGGAGCGAAUCCCACUCAGUGAAAUGACCCGCGAGGAGAUCAACGCGCUGGUGCAGGAGCUCGGCUUCUAUCGCAAGGCUACACCAGACGAACCCGUCCCUCCGGAGUACCUGAAGGCACCUGCUAGGCCUGCCGAAAGCGCUCCUGACCACGCUGACCUGUAGGUCAGAGAGUGAUGCACCCCCCUGCCUGAGCCCUGGGGACAGAAUGAAGCGCUCAGUGUCCCGGGAGCAUCUCCCUCGCUGAGGGCCGAAGCCCAGACCCAGGGCCGGCAGGGAUGUAGUUGGGGGUUCUUUUCAAUUCCCUCUUAUUCCUUCCUGCUAAUCCCCCUUUAGCUCCACUAAAACCUCUUACGUCUUAAAAGAGACUGGACUCCUUCUUUGCUGCAGGGGGUGGGAUGGGGAAUAGGUGUCCCCCCUCCCCAAAUACCACUGAACCCUUA